AUGAGCCCGAGAUCGCAAGAUGCUACUGCACCCACGCCGGCCAAGAAGGUCCGUCUAGCUUGUCGACGCUGCAGAGCUAAACGCAUCAAGUGUGACGGGGGAAUUCCAGCUUGCUCCAACUGUGCCCGUGCAAAAGUCAGCUGUGUGGAUGUGGACGGUCGCAACAAUGACAUCUCCAUUCCCCGCGACUACGCGGCGCGAUGCCAUGCGCGCAUCGAAUGGCUGGAAGAGCAGAUCCUGCUGCUUGACCCCAGCUUCGAUCUCUCCAAAGGGCCGCGGAUUGACCAGUCCGUCAUCGGAAACCAAAGUCAAGGCAGGACGCCAGCGGCUACUCCGAUAGGGAGCACAGAGCACGCGGACUCUGUGCCAUCCGCUCAGCAGACGUCCGAUAGGGACCCGGCACCAUCUGCCGAAGCACGCUCCAUAGCCAUGGACCUGGGCAUGCUGUCUCUACAUUCCGACUCUCGACAGAAAUACUAUCUGGGAUCAUCUUCUGGUCUGUUCUUCACGAAGCUGAUUGGCGCGGACAGCCCUCUGUCCCCAGCUACAUCUCUAUCGUCGCCCGGUACGCGAGUGAGUCAGAAACGCCGCAGUCGGCAGGGUCCGCCUGCUGAGGCAUAUCGCCUACUAUAUAAUAAACUUAGGAAGGACCUGCCUCCGCCAGGAGAAGCCCAUGAUCUGAUUGCCAUUUACCUGCAAGAGCUCCACAUCGAUCACCCGUUUCUGCACGCCACCUCUCUGUUCAACGCGUACAACGCCCUCUGGUUCUGCGCCGAACGUGGCUAUGAAGGGAACGUGGACCCGAACGGGUGGCCGGAGGAGAUGGAGCCAUUUUCUUACAAUGGGAGAUUUGACAAGACGGCUGACCGGGACGUGACGCCUAUCUCGAUCUUUGCCGCCGCUCUCCACGUUUUCAUGGUGUUAUCCCUGGCCGCGACGGUUUUGACACGCAACAAAAACUUCGAGUACCCGCCAGCACGGUUCUACGCUAUCGCGUCGUCCGCUGCAGCCGAAUGCCUAUCUGUGAUUUCCGUAACUGCACUCCAGAGCGUCCUACUCUUCAUCGUGCAAGGCAUGGUAGGCCCCACCAACCUUAGCAUUUGGACAUUGGUGCAUAUCGCCAUGUCUCAUACGAUUGAUCUCGGGUUACAUCGGGAACCGAAAGAUGAUUCUGACAGUUCGCCUACCGCUCUUGCUCUGAGGCGAUUGAUCUUCUAUACGGUCUAUAACCUCGACCGGUAUGUUUUACUUCUCUCUGUCUCGCCGGAUUGGCCGUCUGAUGGUAGUACCUUCGACAUUCGCAUGCCGGGUCUGAACGAAUUCGUGGUCGACGAAUCGGCGAGUUCAAGUGCCGACAGCCAUUCCGAACUGCGAUUCUCCAUCUACCGUUUCCAGUUGGACGGGUUGAUUUCCGAGAUCAAGCUACUAUUAUACCACUUGCCCAAUCGAGGAAACGCCAUCAGAUGGCCGACCGACUACUCGGGCGAACAAGCGCGCAUCAAGGCGGGUCUCGAUCACUGGCUCGAAGGUGUCAGGACCACCCGCGCGUCCGAGGAACUCACCCAGGAUGAAGACCACGCCAUCAAGCGUCAGAGCAGAAUACCCAAGCUGGAAGUCCUGUACCACGGCGCCAUCACGCUGCUCUACCAGCCGUCGCAGGCCUUCCCCUCCCCAACCCAGACCGCUCUACUCCACUGCUAUCGCAGCUCUCGGGACCGAAUACACAUCUACAACCGGCUCAACAGCCAGGAGAACCUCUACUACACGUGGCGCAACAUCCACGGAAUCUUCUCCUCCGGCGCCACCAUCAUCUACUGCUUCUGGGCCUCCCAGGAUAUUCAAGCCGUGGUGCCGUUCAAGGAGGCCCUGCAGUGUCUGCGGGUGUGCUCCAACCUGCUCAGUAUUGGCGGCCAGUGGUGGCCGUCGGUACGCAAUGGGAAGGAGAACUUCGACCGCAUCGUCGACCUCACCGUCGAGCGCUUGAGCCAGAAGCAUCAUGCCAGCGCGACCGGCCAGAAUGUGCUGCCUGGCCCUGGCAGUCUGGCAGGCCUAACCGGACCGGUCCAGACACACUAUCCCACUGUUCCGACCGAUGGCAACCUGCAGGAAGCGGUCGAUCAUCUGCUGGGAUUGGCGUCAGUCGCGUGCGACGGGCUUGGGCCAGACUUCGACCAGGCCUCGCACGAUCCGAUCAUGGAGAGCUUUUUCAGCGAAUACUUGCAAAGGGACUGGAGCUGGGACCCGUUUUCGACGUCGUUGGACCCUCUGCCUUGA
Aspergillus homomorphus CBS 101889 is the source of this 2274-nucleotide messenger RNA. RefSeq lists its product as uncharacterized. The coding region runs from base 1 to 2274 and encodes 757 amino acids. The transcript has 6 exons. NCBI's taxonomy places the organism in Eukaryota, Fungi, Ascomycota, Eurotiomycetes, Eurotiales, Aspergillaceae. Gene Ontology annotation, biological process: DNA-templated transcription; positive regulation of transcription by RNA polymerase II. The record is from RefSeq and is a predicted model, not a curated record. Gene Ontology annotation, molecular function: zinc ion binding; sequence-specific DNA binding; DNA-binding transcription factor activity, RNA polymerase II-specific.